AGAAAGAGCAGGAGUUUCUUAAAGGGACAGAGCCCAAAUUUCAAGUCAAAUUUCUUUUGAGUCAUAUUUGAUAUAUGUAGCAUUUUUAUAACAACUGAAGGUAACAUAGUUAGUUGACUGUGCUGUAAAAUGAUACACUGACUGGAAAAUACGCAGUACUGCCCCAUUAAGUAUGUUUUGUUGUCCAAAGUUGUCAAUAUUUCAACCAAAAAACUACAAGCUAUAGUCACAUAAUUCUAAUUUUAAAUUAAUUGCUCCUUCUUACAGUUCAGAAUUUUAAUGUCCUAUGUUAGAAUAGGAUAUCUGUAUUGUGGUAAUUUGCUCCAGAAACUGAAAUAAAUCAAAUAGGGAAGUUAUUAAACACAAACGUUGCUCAGUAUUGGUCAGCAAAUGGGUUUUUAAAAUAUGGAACGGGAUCCAAAAUUAGUCCAAAAUGUUCAUUUGAAAUGUUUCCUAAACUUCCAAAAUAUUCUUCACUUCUUUCAUGCGCUCACAUGAAACUUGGAGGAUUGUGUCCAGGAAAAUCUACAUAAAUAAAAUCCAGCAUAUCCAAAGGUGUUGGAACUAAUUUUAUUGUCUAAUUUCAGUUCGUUUUGUUAGAUUCUCUUGAAGGGAAGUUUCUACAAAUCAGAGUGACGCCUCCUGCCUCCAGAUUCUGAUUCCCUUCCGUAACGAGUGAGUGUGUUAAAACAUUCACCGUGGCAACAAGAUCCCCAAUAAAUUGGGAUAAAAACAUUCAUUCUGCGCCCGAAUCUUCUUGUUCUGCAGUUCCCGUUUGGCUCGCCGCCCCCUCCCCUCGGUAUCUCUGCUCCCUCCAUUUAUCUCCGCCUGCCUUCUGUUUUCUGCUUGUGUUGUGGCUGAAAAAGCAACAUCAAGCGGCAGCAGCAAACAGAGAACGCAGCCAUCAGGCCUGGAUGAUGGUAAUUACUUCCAGCUCCCCCUUUCAGGGCAGGAUAAACAGAGGACAACGUGCCGCGCUCAGAUAAACGCCGGCGAAACAAAACGGCCGAGCGAUGGAUGUAAUUGGUCGAAAAUGUACGAAAUUACCAGAACGCCCCGAAAAUGUUGACAUUUGUAUCAGGAAAGCCCAAACAGCCUUUUAUAUAUAUAUAUAUAUAUAUAUAUAUAUAUGACUGUCCUGGAAAUUAGAGAGAUUAAAACAACUUUUUAAAAUAACCGAAUGAAACAGACGGAUUAUUAGAGGACAGAAAAACAAAUGCAGAGCAAUUUAUUUUGUGAUUCAAUAGAAAUUUUGAUGCCUUGACGUCCGCGUCCUGCAGCAAACCAACACACUUCUCACAGGUAGAGAGCAAAGCCUGUUUGAUUUCUACACCGUCUCUCCAAUGUUAAUGCACCAUUGUUGUAGAAGAAUCUCAAACUAUAAGACAUAAAGCAAGAUUUGUGACAAACGUUUGUGCGGCCAAAUCUUUUUUUUGUUUGUGCCGCUGUCAUUUCAAAGAUAUUAGUAAAUGUUUUUGGGAGGUCAUCAAAGGUCAGCCAGACCACGAACGUCUUCAAAUUACAAAAACUUGGUGUCAAGUGUUAUUGCGGCACAAAUUUCCAUUUGCGCCGCUAUCAUUUAAAAGAUAUUCAUACAUGUUUCCAAAGUUCACCAGAAGUUAACCAGAGGUCAACUGGACCUCUUUUCCUCCCCAACCACACUUUCAAAAAAAAUCAUGCAAAUCAACUUUGCUACAAAUACUUUAGAUGCACAAAGCAGCACAAACAUAACACAAAUAAUUUAAAUACAUUUUGUGUAAUUUUGCUAAUUCCUCUGGUGACCUCUGAGAUCUACAUUGGUUUUUUUUUAACUUAAAAAUUCUAACUGCACAAACAAAAAUUUGUGCUGCACAAAUGUAGCAGAGUUCACUGACACCACGUUUCGUUAACGUGGCGGGGCCGGUUGACCUUUGGCGACCUCUGGAAACAUUGGUCAAUGAAUUUAAAAUGACAGCGGCACAAACGAAAAUUUGUGCUGCACAAAACGUUUGACAUAACUUUGGUUUCAUUGGAAGACGUUUGAGCAGGGGGUAACCUCAUCACAGUGUUAACAAAGUAGCUAUAAAAAAAACUUUUAACCACUUAAAAACCUACAACUCAGAUAUGUCCGUUUUUAAAACGCCGUAAAGCAAAAAGGUUCAAAUCCCUCAUUUUAUGGAGUUUGCAUUGUCUCCGUGUACAUGGGUGGGAUCACUCUGGGCGCUCUGGCUUCUUCCUGCAGUUUGAAAACAAGCAUACUUGGUUAAAUGACCAGGUCAGUAGUGAAUGUGUGCAAGCAUGUGUGUCUUCCCUCUAAUGGACUAUCGACCUGUCUAGCCUCUCGCCCACUGGACCCUGGAGAGAGCGCCGCUGUGGCCGUUCGAGGAUUAAGAGGCCACAAACAACGGAUGAACACAGGUUUUCGAAAAACAAAUAUAGACGGUAUAAAUUCAAAGCGGUGUUUUUAAAGAGUUGAAUGUAGAAUUUUUCCACUCAGAUCGACCUGGUUUAACAUUAAGAGUGAGAGCUGAACAAAUCCAGUCGCAAUUAUGGAAACGGUGAAGUAGCUCUUAUUAGAAAUGCUUACAGUAAUAGGAAUCUUUAUACUGGGCGGUAUUGUAUGUUUUUCAGACACAUAGUCAAUUGUUGUUCAAUUGUUCUGAAAAUGCAGUAAAAAUAUCAAAUAUGAAUUAAAACGUGUCAGGCCACUGUCCCAAUUUCAAAGACAGAGAGGCCCUUGAAAUUGGCCCUCUGUUUCUUUAAAAACCUCUGCUCUUUCUAAAACUCCACCAGGAAGUCAUCACAACAUGGCUUCCACUGUUAACCCUUUAACAACGUUUUUACCAGCUGAGAAGGAGCUUGUACAAUGAGCUCAGCUAAUGCGCAGUUCCGCCAGGUGUUUGCUAAUUGCUGCAGGCUAGUCUGAAGGAGCUGAGUGGAGGAGUCAGUGGGGGUGGGAGGGCUGCUCUGUGAGGUAGAAGCUUCGAAGCAUGAAUAGCCACAUUGUCUUGCAGUACUUACAACCAGUAGUAAACUCCUUUGGGGCAAAAUGACUUGAUGUUUUUGUUGCUUGUUUUUUUUUUGUCACUUUAGUAGAGUGAAUUAAAAAUUUAGCUUGGUGUGAUUUUUAUUGUGUUUUUUUUGUUUGUUUGUUUUAUUUUGCAGCUGCUAUGCCGCCCCCUGCACUAUGGCACCCACAGUAGCUCCUAGCUUUCCAUCCAGAGAGCCCAGAAGUCGGUUUGAAGGCAGUUCUACGAUUAAACCCAACCAGAGAGCUGAAAGAUUAAGGACAAAGGGCAGGAAGAGGAGUUUUUCUCCUUUACCUCGAUAAGAUCAAACACACAGAGGGACCAACUGCAGGAUUUUAUCUCUGCAGACACUCAGCUUUUCUGAAAGACUUCAGACUCGACUUGGACUCUUGCUCCAAACACUUACAGUCUCAUGGUUUACAACUCAAAUCUUAUUGAAAAUCUCUCUCCCAUGUAGUCAGGGGUAGGAGCAGUGUGUAAGCUACCGGCCACGGCUCUGACAUGUGAGUACUAGUUCCACUGGCAGAUUAAUUUACUUAUAAUAGGGAAAAUGUCUGGCCAUAACUGAAAAUCCUAUUUAUAGUUUUCCAGACAAUAGAAACACACAAAAUCACGCACAAAUUACUAAAGUUUUUUUUUGUACUGUUGUAACCUUUAAACAAUCUCCUCUUCAGUUCAGUUAUAUAAGUUAAGACACUUUGUUGAUGUUAACAUUAUAAAAUUACUUACAAUGAAGUUUUGGCAAAGAUCAAUGUAAUUUUCACAGCGUUGUUGUUAGCAGCUGCUGAACGUAACUAAAAACGUUACUUUUAAUGUAAGUUAGUUACUUUCCGAAUCAAGUAAUCUAAGUUACUUUUUCAAGGAGUAAUCAGUCAUCCAAUUAAAGUUACUUUUUCAAAGUAACUACGCCAUCACUGGACAGCAUUGCGGUGUUGAAGGUGGAGUAGAGAGCUAGAAUUUUAACAGACAUCAGAGAUUUAAGACUUGACUUGGAAUUGGGGCAAAAGACUUGAUUUGAGACUUGACUUUAGAAAAAUCAAUUGUGAAACAUCAUCUAAUUGCUUUCUUUAAAGGGCCAGUGUUACGUAAUUAUGACUCUUUUGAACUUCCCAUCAUGUGAUGGUGUUAUUCCCUCAUCAAAAACCUGCAGUGUUGCCUUGAUUCUUUCAUGCGUGUUUGAGAAAUCCUUUGAUUUUCAUGGCAGCCAUUCAGCUUUCCAAGCCCUCCUCCUCUGCGAUUCCUCCACUCAGCUCCUUCAGACUAGUCAGCAGCAAUUAGCAAACAUCUGUUGGAGCUGCCAAUCUGCUGAGCUCAACAGGCUAAUGUGGCUAACCCUUUAAUGUGAACAACUUUAACCUUUUGACGUGAUGACAUGUUGUGAUGACUUCCUGGAGGCGGAGUUCAAGAAAGAGCAGGAGUUUCUAAAAGAGACAGAGGCCCAAUUCCAAGGAGUUAAAUUACAAAGUCAAAUUUGUUUUAAGUCUUGUUUGAUAUUUACAGCAAUUUCAUAGCUGUAAAAUUAUGAAAUUUGAGUUAAUCAUAGUUAAUUGAUUGUGUCAAUUAACACAAUCAAUUUGGGGGCUUUAUCAGCAGAGGAGCAAUCAAUUAACUGUGUUAAUUGAUUGUGUCAUGAAAUUACUCUAUGUGACUGGAAAAUACAUAAUACUGCCCCUUUAAAGAUAUUGGCAGAUGAACUGAUAGGAACAUGAAACUAACCCUGGUGGGAAGUGCAUGCUUCGUGCUUUUUGAUCUGUUUCCUAAAGAGUUGCCCCGCCACCUGUCCUCUGGCUAAUCCAGUUUUCUCUAACAUGCAGCACCACCCGGCCGCCUUCCAAAUCCUCACUAAACGGUCAUCUGGUGACCUAAAUUACUCCUGGAGAGGUGGCGGCCUCGCGACGCGGUCCUUGCGCACCUUGGGCGGCGUUCACGCUGAAAUCUUGAGCUUUCCACAGGGAGACGUCGCCAUGCCGACAGUGAAGAGCAAGAAGAAGAAAGCGAAGAAGGAGGUGAUGGAGGCAGAGGAGCAGGGCGAAGUGGGGCAGGAGGUGGAGAUGGAGGACAGGAGUAACUCCGACAGCAGAGACCAUCUGACCCCGGAUCUGCAUGACGCAGCGCCGCACAAGAAGAAGAAGAAGAAAAAGGCGUCAACUAUUGAUCAGGAAACAGAACACGGGGAUGUACCAAACGGCAACACGGCCGAGGCGGUCGGGGAAGGAGAGGAGAUGACUGUCGGCGUCACCAGGAAGACAAAACGGAAGAAGAAGGUGAAGGCGACAGAGCACUACAGCAACGAUCUGGAAGCUGAAGACGAGGACAUCGUCACCGACGCUCAGUCUCCCAUUCCCCAGCAUUCCCUGUUCUCCGCCCCGCACGGACACAGCCAGCCGGUCGGCAAAGUUUUUGUGGAGAGGAACCGGCGUUUCCAGGCCGACCGAGUGGAGCAGCUCAGGCACUCGGAGCUGACUGAGGACUACAUGGACCCCAGGCAGAUCUGGACCACAAGGGACGUCUCUCUGAAGGUUCACAACAGCUUCAGGGCGGUCGGUCUGUUCUCUCAUGGGUUCCUGGCUGGCUACGCGGUGUGGAACAUCAUCGUCGUGUACGUGUUGGCCGGCGAGCAGAUGACCACGCUGCACAACCUGCUGCAGCAGUACCACCCUCUGGCCUACCCGGCUCAGUCUCUGCUCUACCUGCUGUUGGCCGUCAGCACCGUGUCCGCAUUCGACAGGGUCAACCUGGCCAAGACGUCUAUGGCCUUGAGAGGCUUCCUCACUCUGGACCCGGUGGCCGUGGCUUCCUUCCUGUAUUUCAUAGCCCUGAUACUGUCCCUCAGCCAGCAGAUGACCAGCGACCGCAUCAACCUUUAUCCUACGGCCAAUGAGACUCUGUGGCCUCCAGGCUCCGAGCAGCAGAUCUUGCGGCCGUGGAUCGUGGUCAACCUGGUGGUGGCGCUGUUGGUGGGCGUGGCAUGGGCCGUCGUGUCCACGCGGCCAGACAUCGACUACACAGAAGAAUUUUUGAUGACGAUGGAGGUGGAGGGUUUCCCUAGAGGAGAUGAAAACCUGGACAUCCCUGCCUAAAACCAGACGCGUUGAAUAUAUGUCAGCCCGUGUACUAGACUCAAAAUUGAAUGGUUAUUUGAUGUAUGAUUUUGUACAAGUAAAUAUGUAUUAUUUGUUUGCUAAAUGUCAUUUUGUAAAUAAAUAAAUGUGUUUAUGUACAGUAA
Messenger RNA from Xiphophorus hellerii (green swordtail), 6234 nucleotides. RefSeq names its product transmembrane protein 237A-like. The record is from RefSeq and is a predicted model, not a curated record. Gene Ontology annotation, cellular component: ciliary transition zone. Gene Ontology annotation, biological process: cilium assembly. Lineage: Eukaryota; Metazoa; Chordata; Actinopteri; Cyprinodontiformes; Poeciliidae. Bases 4817 to 6088 code for a protein of 423 amino acids. The transcript is spliced from 12 exons.